CAGCAGCAGCUGCCACUUUAUGACUUAGCAGAACUCUGUUAUGCGCACAGCAGUACUAAUAGAGUAGCUGAAUAUCGUUCAGGUUGUUCGUCGCCAAAAUUAGCUAACAAAAAAAUAAAAUACGGGAAGUUGUUAAUUAAAAAGGUGACCCAGAUAGAAAAUCGACACAUUACUAAACGAUGUCAUGGAAAAAGGAGCUAAAGGUGCUAGCAAAACCUUACUACUGGGUUAAUAUACUGCUGGCCGUAUCGUAUCUGGUGUCAAAGAAGACGAAAGUAAUUUGCACGCGCCUUUUCCAGCAUGCGAACCAGGAGGAGGAGGACGUCUGCGACAUGGAUAGCCGUGAAGUGGAAAUACUCUUCUUUCUGCUGAUUGUUGUGAUGAUACGCUCACGAAAAACGGGCAGUGUCACCAUGAUCAACUAUUUGACCUCGUCGUUUCUAUACACAAAAGUCGCGAAUUUGAUUUUAUGGGCCUAUGCAGAUUUUCGCUAUGGCUUGGGCUUUCUGCUGAUAUGCGUGCUGGUUGGAAUGCUGCUGCCUGAGCCAUCGUAUAGUGGCCCAGAGCAUAUAACCUACUUCCGUAAUGCCAAAACCUUCGAGGAGGAGCUGGUAAGGGAUAAGAAGGUUAGCUGGCUAAUAUGCUUCUACACCGUUUGGAAUCCGAGCUGCGUGAAUUUCGCACCGAUCUUUGCUGAACUGUCGGCGGAGUAUAAUGCGAAUUUAUUGAAAUUUGGCAAAAUCGAUAUUGGACGCUUCCCGGACGUAGCGGCCAAGUAUCACAUCUCGGACAGCAGCUUCUCGAAGCAGUUGCCCACCCUGAUACUCUUCCAGCAGGGCAAGGAGGUGGAUCGUCGUCCUUGCGGCGAUGCCAAAGGCAAAUUGCAAAAGUUUUUCUUCUCCAGCGAUAAUGUGAGAGCCUGCUUUGGAUUAAAUCAGCUCUACAAGCAGUCUGUCGAAAAGCAGCCGCCAGUGGAGUCCAAGAAGUCCAAAUAGCUAAACAAUCGAGAGGGCAAACAAGUGAAGUGCCAUCCCAUUGUGCACCCAAAAAUAACAAACAAGUCUCAUCAAAUUGCAAUUUGUUUUGUACGUGCUAAUUGUUUAGUUUGUAGCUCAUUUUUAAUUUAUUUGAUCAUUGCACAAAAUAUAACGAAGCUCGCGCUGGCACGUACAUACAACUAUGUAAAAGACCCAAAGCGUUGCCAUAGCCUAAAUUAUUAUAUGUAGCUAAAUUCAUGUCAUAAAUUGUAAUUAAUAAAAUUGUUUAAGCUGUUAAAGUGCAUUUCAAUUGUAAUGAGCUCA
Drosophila navojoa is the source of this 1301-nucleotide messenger RNA. RefSeq names its product thioredoxin-related transmembrane protein 2 homolog. The record is from RefSeq and is a predicted model, not a curated record. Lineage: Eukaryota; Metazoa; Arthropoda; Insecta; Diptera; Drosophilidae. Gene Ontology annotation, cellular component: membrane-bounded organelle. Gene Ontology annotation, molecular function: disulfide oxidoreductase activity.